AAUGAGUAGGAUUCUAUGUUUUCACAAGCAAAAGUGUUUUGUUUUGUGUGUUUUUUAAUUUAAAAAAAAUUACAAAUUCUUUAUCUGCCUUCCCAAUAAAAACUAGUUUGAAAAUUCAAACGUUUAUUUUAUGGAAUAAAUAUUCCUGGAUGAUGUAACCUUGUUGACAACAUGACCGAGCGGUGCAAAUUACUGUUUGAUUUGAGAUGGGCGCUUCGCCCGAUGAUAUGACGGGACAUAUGCGUGUAAACCCCGGGCCAGAUUAAUCGAACCCCCUCAAUAACUCUGACUGUAAAAAAUGAUCAAUACUAGUGGGCGGGUCUUCUCAGUUCUUACAUCUCAAACUUUUCACAAAGCGCAGAAACAGGGAAUUUGGCUUUCACAGUUGGGUUCCGACUCGAGUGUCCGGUGUACUGCUCCCCUUUGUGAUAAAAUGAGUUUAUCAUACACCGGAACAGAAAGAAAACGUUGAAUGCAGUCAUGUUUGUGUUGAGCUCCCGAGUGGCGCAGCGGUCUAAGGCACUGCAUCUCAGUGCAAGAGGUAUCACUACAGUCCCUGGUUCGAAUCCAGGCUGAAUCACAUCUGGCCAUGAUUGAGAGUCCAAUAGGGUGGCGCACAAAACGCCCAGGGUAGGCCGUUAUUGUACAUAAUAAUUUGUUCGUAACUGACUUGCCUAAAAAAAUAAAAACCCUAUUUCUCGUCAGUAUGACAAGUCACAAGGGCAGUGACGGAAUUUCAGAUAAAAUGAGUUUAACAAACCGGAGCAGAAAGAACAAAGUUGAAUGCCGUCAAGUUUGUGUUGACCAUAUUCCGCGUCAGUAGGCUACUUCCCAUCGCUGCAAAACCAGUUUGACAAGUCAUAAGGGAAGUGACGGAAUAUCAGAAGUGUUUUCCUUCGCGUUUUCUACAGCCCUACUGUAACACCUCAAUUAUAACUUAUAUGUGCCAUAUUAAGUAUGAAUAGUCCGCGAAGGGACAACAAGUCUUCUCCAGUGGUUCCUCCCAGACCCAGCAGUGAGGUAGGACACUGAUUGAAUACACACACUAGAGCUGGAACGAUAGACCGAAAAGUAUCGAACAGACCGAUCACUUAUCGCAGGCAUUUUGCUGAUCUCGGAUCAUUGCGGAGAUGAGCAACCCAACCGCACACUGCUUGAACAAAGAGAAUGAUACAAGCAGUAACUCACAGAGGACUGGGAUGAUGGGAGUCAUGCAGAAAGUCAACCCGUUCAAAACCAGGACACAGGUUACUACAUCAGCCUCCUCUACAGCCAGUACAGCUACAGAUCCAGUGUCAGAGAAGACUGUGGAUGGAAAUGUCCCUGAAGUGAAACAGAACCUGGGUAUGUUUAAAGGAGUGACACAGAAAGUCAACCCAUUCAGGUCCUCUACACAGGCGAGAAAAGAGGACCCUCCAAAAGACACUGUGGAUCAGGAAAAGCUACCAGAAGGCAAACAGGUCUUCCAGAACCCUGGAAUGUUUACGGGAAUGAUGCAAAAAGUCAACCCUUUCAAAUCUACAGCACCGACACAGUCGAUACACAGUGAUCUGUCCUCCAGUGCUGGCAGUCUGGCCGAGAACACCACAACAGAAAGACAAGUGAGAAAGGAGGAUCCUUCGACAGACACUGUAGAUCACCAAGCGACAGCGAAGCUACCUGAAGCCAAGCAGAACCCUGGAAUGUUCACGGGAAUGAUGCAGAAAGUCAACCCAUUCAAGUCUACAGCACCGAAUCAGGAUACUCAGGCCGUACACAGCAAUCUGUCUUCCAGUGCUGACAGUCUGGCUUCUACAGGAAGACAGGUGAUAAUAACGGAUGACCCUCUAACCGACUGUGUGGAUCACCAUGCCACAGAAAAGCUACCAGAAAGCAAACCGCAGCAGAAUCCUGGAAUGUUUAUGGGAAUGAUGCAAAAAGUCAACCCUUUCAAAUCUACAACACCGAUUCAGGACACCCAGUCCAUACACAGUGAUCUUUCUUCCAGUUCUGGCAGUCUGGCUGAGAGUAACAGUUCUGCAGGCAAACAGAACCCUGGGAUGUUCAAGGGAAUGAUGCAGAAAGUCAACCCAUUCAAGUCUACAGCACCGACCCAGACUCAGCCGUCAUACAGCGAUUCAUCCUCCAGUUCUGACAGUCUGAGUGACACCGGCGUCUUCAGUCCUGCGGAGAAUCAGACCGUGUGGUACACAGAAAACGAAGCAACUUCUUCAGUGAAAAGUGGACCUCCACCACCACAAGAAAAUAAGAAAAGGACUGGGACAUUCCACAUCCGAAGGAUUCUCCCUGGUGCCCUGUUUGGCUCUGAAGCUAAAAAUACUGAUGCUCAGCCCACAGCCCAGGCAGGCCUAGUGGAUGUUCAGACACUGGAGAUGGCUGCAGUGCCAGUACCUGGUGAAGGAAACCCACCGGACAGUGAGGAUAGGGAGGAAGGUCUUAUGGAUUGGUGGCAAACAGUAGAGGGUUGGGAAACGUGGAAGGAGUCCAACACCUUUGACGCGGAUGAAGGCGAGAUGGCAGUGGAGGCGGUGGCGGAUCGUGUCUUCAUGGCGGCCCGUCUCUUCGUGCGUCUCUUCAACCAGCGCGGGGCCUCCUUACAGCAACGCAUCCUGGAGCUCCUAUCAUUGGCCGACGCCGCCGACAGCUUCCACAAGAAGACUGUGAAGGCCAGCGUGGGGGGCGGAGUCGCCAGCGUUGCUGGGAGCAUCACCACUAUCACCGGCCUCAUCUUGGCGCCGUUCACCAUGGGAACGUCGCUCAUCGUCACGGCGGUGGGCAUCGGCGUUGCGACGGCGGGCGGGGUAGCGUCAGCCUCUGCAAAUAUUACCGAUACGGUGCACUCCAAGACAGACAGGAAGAAGGUGGAGAAGAUGAUUCAGGAUUACCAGGAGGAGAUGAAGGAUAUCAAGGAGUGUCUGGACUUUUUGCAGGUCGGUAUGGAGACCCUGGAGGAGUGGGACUUUGAUCAGUACGUGGACAGCAUCUCUAAGAAAUAUCUCAACCAGAAUGUCAAACACGUGAUGAAGGAGGGUGGCCGGGCCGGCAAGGCAUUACUAAUCAACACAGAAAGUCUGAUCAACACCGUGCAGGUUCUCAACGUGGCAGGCGGAGCGGCCAAGGCAGCCCAGGUGAUGAGUGUCACCACAGGAGUAAUGUCGGGUCUCUUCCUGGCCCUGGAUGUGUUCUUCCUGGCAAAAGACUCCAUCGAGCUCAACAAAGGAGCCAAGACGGAGUUCGCUGGGAAGAUCAGGGAAGUGUGUAAGGAUCUUCAGAAUGGACUGUUGGAGCUCAACCGCAUCAAAGAGCAACUGCAGAAAACUAUGGAUGGGAUCGAGGUGGUGGAGGAAGAGGAGGAGGAGGAGGAGGAGGAGGAGGAGGAGGAGGUGUACGAGUCUGAUCCAGAGAAACUGGCCCAGUUGGAAGAAUGAGUGAAGGAAGAGAGGGAGGGAGGGAGGGAAGAAAGUUUUCGGUAGUGAAACCGAAGGCGUUUGACCAAAAAUGUUGACCAAUUUGAUUUGUUACUUAUUCCUUUACAUGCAGUAGACCUAUAAUCUGUGCUAUGUUUCAGCCAAAAAGGUGCCUGGAAUGUUUUUGACAUGGCCAAACUUUGCCAAAUUGCCACUUUAUUUUUCAGUUGAGAAUGUAGUGCCUUAUUUAAUGUAACACUGAUGGUGUCACUAGUCUUCUUAUUUCUAUAUUUUGCUAAUUUUUAUGACUGGUUUAGUAGGGGAGAGUUUGGAAUGAUUACCCAUUUUUUACAUUCAGCAUCACUAGGUCAAACUAAAUAUAGUAUUGUUUCUCACAAAGAUAUUGAAAUAUAUUUCAGGAUGUCAUGCAUCUCUGGAAAUAAUCAGAAUUCAAUGUAAACAAAACACCUUUGAAAACACAGCUUGUCCAACAAAAGUAGUCACUUGGUUUUGGGGUAAAAUGAGCAUAGGGACACAUUUGUAACACUUUGUAUUUAAAAAAAAAACACUUUUAACGUAGGCUCAGGCCCUGGUUUAAACUCAUAUCCCAGUGAUAAUGCCUUGCAUUACGCCUAGGAAGAAAACACUUCAUUUGAGGGCCUAAAGGGGGGGGGAUGAACCUAACUGAGGAAGGCAUUUUUCAUCAUUUGAGUAAUUAUGACUAAUCAUACGGAUGGCGAGGUGUCUUCAAAAAACUAUGCUUGUUAUGCAUAAAACUGACAAUGUAAUAAUCAUUUUUUAUGGGGUAUAUUUAUAGCCAAUGGCUCAAUUUGACCCUGGCAACAAUUCUGACUAUAUUAGCCCACACAAGGAUGCACUUUCAUGCUUCUGUUGGUAUAAGACUUCAAUUUUAGUUUAUAAAGACCCCAAAUGAUGUAUAGAACAAUCUACUUUAGUUUAGAUACAAGCAGUGGUGUCAAGUACUUAAUAAGUAAAAAAUACUUUAAAGUCCUACUUAAGUAGUUUUUGGGGGUAUCUGUACUUUACUAUUCAAAUUUUUGAAAACUUUUACUUCACUACUACACUCCUAAAGAAACCUAUGUACUUUUUACUCCAUACAUUUUACCUGACACCCAAAAGUGACAUUUUGAAUGCUUAGCAGGACAGGAAAAUGGUCUAAUUUACACUUUUACCAACAGAACAUCCCCGGUCAUCCCUACUGCCUCUGAUCUGGGGGACUCACUAAACACAUGCUUCGUUUGUAAAUGAUGUCUGAGUUGGAGAAUGCCCCCGGCUAUCAGUAAAUACAAUAAAAACUGGAACAUGUGGCCAUCUGCUUUGCUUAAUAUAAGGAAUUUAAAAUGAUUUAUACUUUUACUUUUGAUACUUAAGUACAUUUAGCAAUUACAUUUACUUUUGAUUACUUAAGUAUAUUUAAAACCAAAUACUUUUAGACUUUUACUCAAGUAGUAUUUUACUGGGUGACUUGAUUUUACUUGAGUGUAUUUUCUAUUAUACUCAAGUAUGAUAAUUGGGUAAUCUUUCCACAACUGGAUACAAGCAUGAUGAAACCUAUAACACAAAUUAAUUUGACUUUGUGAAAAUAUGUUUUUUGGAACAAACUUGUUUAACACUUUUUCCAUGUGGGUUCUUACCUCUUCCUAACUCUUCCAGUCAUUCAAGGGUUUUUCUUUAGUUUGACUAUUUUCUACAUUGCAGAAUAAUAGUGAAUACAUAAACUAUCAAAUAACACAUAUGGAAUCAUGUAGUGACCAAACAAGUGUAAAACAAAUCAAAAUAUAGUUGAGUUUCUUCAAAGUAGCCACCCUUUGUCUUGAUGACAACUUUGCACACACUUGGCAUUCUCUCAACCAGCUUCAUGAGGUAGUCACCUGGAAUGCAUUUCAGUUAACAGGUGUGCCUUGUUAAAAGUUAAUUUGUGGAAUUUCAUUCCUUAAUGCUGAGCCAAUCAGUUGUGUUGUGUCAAGUUAAGUCUGGUAUACAGAAGAUAGCCCUAUUUGGUAAAAGACCAAGUCCAUAUUAUGGCAAGAACAGCUCAAAUAAGCAAAGAAAAAUUACAGUCCAAGAUUACUUUAAGACAUGAAGAUCAGUCAAUUCUGAAAAUCUCAAGAACUUUGAAAGUGUAUUGAAGUGCAGUUGAAAAAAAACAUCAAGUGCUAUGAUGAAACUGGCUCUCCUGAGGACCGCCACAGGAAGGAAGACCCAGAGUUACCUCUGCUGCAGAGGAUAUGUUCAUUAGAGUUACCAGCCUCAGAAAUUGCAGUCCAAAUAAAUGUUUCACAGAGUUCAAGUAACUGACACAUCUCAACAUAAACUGUUCAGAGGAGACUACGUGAAUCAGGCCUUUCUGGUUGAAACCACUGCUAAAGUAGACCAAUAAUAAGAAGAGACUUGCUUGGGGCAAAAAACAUGAGCAAUGGACAUUAGACCAGAGGAAAUAUAUCCUUUGGUCUGAUGAGUCCAAAUGUGAGAUUUUUGGUACCAACUGCCGUGUCUUUGUGACACACAGAGUAGGUGAACAUAUGAUCACUGCAUCUGUGGUUCCCACCUUGAAGCAUGGAGGAGGAGGUGUGAUGGUGUGUGGGUGCUUUGCUGGUGACACUGUCAGUGAAUUAUUUAGAAUUCAAGGCACACUUAACUGGCACGGCUACCACAGCAUUCUGCAGCGAUACGCCAUCCCAUCUGGUUUGCGCUUAGUGGGACUAUCAUUUGUUUUUCAACAGGACAAUGACCCAAAACACCUCCAGGCUGUGUAAGGGCUAUUUGUCCAAGAAGGAGAGUGAUGGACUGCUGCAUCAGAUGACCUGGCAUCCACAAGCACCCAACCUCAACCCAAUUGAGAUGGUUUGGGAUGAAUUGGACUGUUUAGUGAAGGAAAAGCAGCCAACAAGUGCUCAGCAUAUGUGGGAACUCCUUCAAGACUGUUGGAAAAGCUCUCCAGGUGAAGCUGGUUGAGAGAACGCCAAUGGUGUUCAAAGCUGUCAUCAAGGGUGGCUACUUUGAAGAAUCUAAAAUAGAUUUUGAUUUGUUUAACACUUUUUUGAUUACUACUUUUUUGAUGACUAUUACUGAUUCCAUGUGUUAUUUUAUGGUUUUGAUGUCUUCACUAUUAUUCUACAAUAUAAAAUAAAGAAAAAUCCUUGAAUGAGUAGGUGUGUCCAAACUUUUGACUGGUACUGUAUUUGUCACAUGGCAGAGCUACCCCUUUGGAACAACUUACCCCACUUUCCCCUACUGUGAAAUAUAUCGUUUUUUUGUUUUAGUUUAAUAGUAAUUUAGUUGAAUAGUAAUAUAUUUGUAUUGUAAUAUUGUAGAUUAAAUGUGAUAUUUUUUAUUUAUACAUGUAGUAGGACCAAUAGAUAUGUUUGGGACUAUGAUAAAUCAAGUCUUUUUCCGAACUUGGUAAUAAAGGAUUUCUCACUUAA
This is a messenger RNA of Oncorhynchus keta (chum salmon), 6853 nucleotides long. It is a transcript of the gene apold1b, whose product is annotated as apolipoprotein L domain containing 1b. The coding region runs from base 1131 to 3428 and encodes 765 amino acids. Gene Ontology annotation, biological process: lipid transport; lipoprotein metabolic process. The transcript has 25 exons. The record is from RefSeq and is a predicted model, not a curated record. NCBI's taxonomy places the organism in Eukaryota, Metazoa, Chordata, Actinopteri, Salmoniformes, Salmonidae. Gene Ontology annotation, cellular component: membrane; extracellular region. Gene Ontology annotation, molecular function: lipid binding.